Prunus armeniaca (apricot) is the source of this 429-nucleotide messenger RNA. Lineage: Eukaryota; Viridiplantae; Streptophyta; Magnoliopsida; Rosales; Rosaceae. The record is from the annotation of a GenBank genome assembly.
AUGAUCUACCCGUUGAAUGGAGAAGUCCUCGACCGAACCCCAAGGAUGGAGCUGCAACUUUGCAGGCAAAAGGAUGUGUCUCCACUAAGGAAGAAGCCGAAACUUCCUUCUACUACGAUAAAGUCUUCUUUGAAAAAGGUCUCGUAUGCUAAGAAGACUCAAGUAGGAGCUACUCUUUCAUCGUCUGCCAAGGUCAAGCAUCUUGUCGGCUCGAAUAACAAGAAGAUUCGCAGCAUGCGGAAUGAUGAGGAUCGAACUGGGAGGAUUGCUCGUUCACCUAACCAUCACGAUUCAUCUGUUAAGCCACGGGCAUGGAGCCGAUUUGGCGUUGUUGACUCCUUUGAAGCUAGUCCCAAGGUUGACAAGUCCAACUGUACAGAGGAUAUGAUCUGCUCAAGAGGAAAUGUACCAUCUUGUCCCGAAAUUUAA